Molecule: messenger RNA, 945 nt
Organism: Hemicordylus capensis (graceful crag lizard)
Lineage: Eukaryota; Metazoa; Chordata; Lepidosauria; Squamata; Cordylidae
Product: olfactory receptor 10A7-like
Exons: 1
Coding region: 1-945 (314 amino acids)
Biological process (GO): G protein-coupled receptor signaling pathway
Cellular component (GO): membrane
Molecular function (GO): olfactory receptor activity; G protein-coupled receptor activity
Source: RefSeq, a predicted model, not a curated record
AUGGAAACUGGGGAGAAUCUGUCAAACAUUACAAGUUUCGUCCUCCUGGGAUUUGGAAAUCUCCCUGAAUUGCAAAUUCCUCUCUUUGCAUUGUUUCUAGCCAUCUAUACUUUGUCUAUUGUUGGGAAUGUCGCAAUUGUUUUUCUAGUUGCAAUUGACCAUCAUCUUCACACCCCCAUGUAUUUCUUCCUGCUCAACUUGUCCUGCUUGGAAGUUUGCUACUUUUCAACCAUCCUUCCCAGGAUGCUUGCUAAUUUUCUAACUGGGGAUAGAUCCAUUUCUGUUAAGGGUUGCAUCACACAAUACUAUUUCUUUGGUUUCUAUGCAGCCACAGAGUGCUAUCUUCUAGCAAUGAUGUCUUAUGAUCGAUAUUUGGCAAUAUGCAAACCUCUGCACUACACAACCGUCAUGAGCAACACACUCUGCAUUCAAUUAGCUUCCACAUCUUGGAUGAGUGGCCUUGUGACCAACACUAUAAUCACUGGCUUCAUGUUACAGCUGACAUUCUGUGGACCCAAUGAAAUCGACCAUUUCUUUUGUGAUGUAUAUCCUGUGGCAAACCUCUCCUGCAGCAAUACCUACCCGGUGAAGCUUGCCACAUUUAUUCUAGGCCUCUUUGUCACGGGACCUCCAUUUCUACUGACAUUGUCCUCCUACAUCUGUAUUAUUCUUACUGUCUUGCAAAUUCAAUCCAAGGCUGCCCAGCAGAAGGCCUUCUCCACCUGUUCUUCCCACCUCAUUGUUGUAACAAUUUUCUAUGGGUCAAUAUUCCUUGUUUAUGUGGUCCCUGAAACAGACACCCUGAAGGAGCUCCACAAAACCUUCUCUGUGUUCUAUACUGUCCUGACUCCCAUGCUCAACCCCCUUAUCUACAGUCUAAGAAACAAAGAAGUGAAAGAAGCUUUUUUCAGAUUUGCCAGGAAAUACAGCAACCUAAAAUCAUAG